AAUCUGUUAAACAUUAAUCGCAAUAUUUGUGCGCAAAUUUGACCAUUUUCUUUAUUACAUCAAGAACACGACUCGUCGGCGGCGACUCAGCAGUAAUGACGAGUUCCGUCCGAGUUGCGGCAGCUCAGAUGACUUCAAUCAACGACCUCGCCGCCAAUUUCUCCACUUGUUCUCGCCUUGUCAAGGAAGCAGCUUCGGCUGGGGCAAAAAUGCUUUGUUUUCCUGAAAACUUCUCCUAUGUUGGCGCUGCACUUGGUGAUAGUCUUAAGAUUGCAGAACCACUAGACGGGCCUAUCAUGAAAGGGUACUGUUCUCUUGCAAGGGAAUCCAACAUUUGGUUGUCUCUGGGAGGAUUCCAAGAAAAAGGAUCAGAUGAUGCACACUUGCGUAACACACAUGUUUUAAUUGACAAUGCUGGAAAUAUCAAAAGCACAUAUAGCAAGAUGCACUUGUUUGAUGUGGAUGUUCCUGGAGGGGCUGUGUAUAAAGAGAGCAGCUUUACAGAAGCAGGGAAGGAAAUUGUAGCAGUAGACAGCCCCGUCGGACGGUUGGGUUUGACAGUUUGUUAUGAUUUAAGAUUCCCAGAGAUCUAUCAGCAGCUGAGGUUUCAUCAUGAAGCACAGGUGAUGUUGGUACCUUCAGCAUUUACAAAAGUUACGGGGGAGGCCCACUGGGAGAUUCUUCUCCGUGCCCGUGCAAUUGAAACCCAGUGCUAUGUCAUAGCAGCUGCACAAGCAGGAAAGCAUAGUGAAAAAAGAGAAAGCUUUGGUGAAACACUAAUAAUUGAUCCUUGGGGUUCUGUCAUUGGUCGGCUACCUGAUCGAGUGUCAACAGGCCUUGCUGUUGCAGAUAUUGACUUCUCACUGCUUGAUUCAGUUAGAGAAAAGAUGCCGAUUUCCAAGCACCGGAUGUCCCUUGAUUUUUGGAAACAGGUCUCUACGUAAAUCUGGAAGUGGAUUAAGCUGCCUACUGAUAGCCCCUAGUUCGCACUUUAGUCAGAUAUAUGUUGGCCCUGAGUUCAAAUAUUAUACUGAUAUUCAUGAUUCAUACAAACAUCAUGUAUUUAUUGAUUUUAAGAGCCAUAACAAACUUUCUGAACUAUGUUAUAUAUCUAUGGUCAUAUUGAGAUAUAUUAUUAAUGUAACAAUCUAAAUAAUAUGUGUUCGUGGAUUUCGUUAUUA
Daucus carota subsp. sativus is the source of this 1181-nucleotide messenger RNA. RefSeq names its product deaminated glutathione amidase, chloroplastic/cytosolic. Gene Ontology annotation, molecular function: hydrolase activity, acting on carbon-nitrogen (but not peptide) bonds, in linear amides. The record is from RefSeq and is a predicted model, not a curated record. Bases 96 to 944 code for a protein of 282 amino acids. The transcript is spliced from 9 exons. NCBI's taxonomy places the organism in Eukaryota, Viridiplantae, Streptophyta, Magnoliopsida, Apiales, Apiaceae.